Ostrinia furnacalis (Asian corn borer) is the source of this 2309-nucleotide messenger RNA. Its product is annotated as organic cation transporter protein. Gene Ontology annotation, cellular component: membrane. NCBI's taxonomy places the organism in Eukaryota, Metazoa, Arthropoda, Insecta, Lepidoptera, Crambidae. Gene Ontology annotation, molecular function: transmembrane transporter activity. Bases 296 to 1900 code for a protein of 534 amino acids. The transcript has 6 exons. The record is from RefSeq and is a predicted model, not a curated record. Gene Ontology annotation, biological process: transmembrane transport.
CCAUUCUGUUUAUUUUUGCGUUCACGCGCGUGUGUUUAGACGUCCCCUACGGCUCGGUGUGAUUUUUUCAAGGAGAAUCCGGGAUCAUUCGAUAAAAAACCUUAACAAAAUGUGUCAAAAUCGAAAUUCGCUAAUACGCAUGCGUGGACCUGUCAGUGCAACACGUAAACACUGGUGACCUUUAAUUUUGGAUUAUUUUAUAUUUUACGAAAAUACAGCUUUGACGCUUUAAAAUAGAUUUUUCAAUUAAAAAACGCGUUUUUGUGGUGAAAAUAGUGUGAGUUUAAUUCAUGAAAUGGCGAAACCGAAUUCCGGCUUGGAGUUAGACGCGAUUUUGGCGCAGCUGGGCCCUUUCGGGAGAUAUAAUCUUGUGAACUAUGCGUUUCUUUUGUUCCCUGUUUAUUUGGCGGGAAUUUUCGGGUCCAUCUAUGUGUUCGAAGCUCCUGACAUCAACUACAGAUGUCACGUGAGCGAGUGUGCCCAUUUAGAAAAUACUUCAUGGGUGACGAACGCCAUACCUCUGGUGAAAGAAGAGCUGUCAAAAUGCACAAGGUACCAAAUGGCGAGAGAUGAGUACUCAUAUACAAAUGACACGAUGUGUGUCGCUGAAGACUUCAGGAAUAAAACAGUGCCAUGCAAAAAGUUUGACUAUAGUGAAGAGGAAUACUCCAUAGUUAAGGACUUUGACCUGGGCUGCCAAGACAUGAAGAGGACUCUCGUAGGCACCAUACACAAUGCGGGCCUCUUCGUAUCUUUGCCUCUGACGGGCAUCAUAUCCGACAGGUUUGGGAGGAGGACAGCCCUGUCUAUAGCCUCUCUGAUGAACGGCAUAUUUGGUAUCCUCAGAUCUUUCUCAAUCAACUACGAGAUGUUCAUGGCGUUUGAGUUCUUGGAAACGGCUAUGGGCGCCGGAGCUUAUAGUACUGCGUUCGUUUUAGCUAUGGAGCUGGUCGGCCCCAAAGGCCGAGUCUUCGGCAACACCAUCAUCAAUGUUCUCUACGUCUUCGGUGUCAUGACCCUCUCAGGCCUGUCCUGGUACCUUCAAGACUGGCGCCAACUCCUGCGCAUCGUCUACUCUCCAGCCCUACUAGUCUUCUCAUACCUCUGGAUCCUCAACGAAAGCGUCAGAUGGCUUCUCAGCAAAGGGAGAACAGACGAAGCCGUUGCAAUCCUCAACAAAGCCGCCAAAAUGAAUAACGUGGAGCUCUCCGAGGAACUACUUUCGCCCCUGUAUCAUAAAGUGCCUUUGGAACAAAAGGAAGAAGUUGUAGCCGAUAAGGAAUCGUCAACGUUCAUCAAAGUUGUGAAAUCUAGUAUUAUAAGACAAAGACUGGUUGUGUGCUCUUUCCUGUGGAUUACUUGUACGUUUGUGUACUACGGACUGUCGAUAAACUCAGUGUCGCUAGCCGGGAAUAAAUAUCUGAACUUUAUGUUGGUGGGAUUCGUGGAGAUUCCUGCUAAUUUCGCGUGCUUCUUAGUCUUGGACAGAUUCGGGAGAAAAAGGACGUUGAUUACGACAUACGUGUUGAGUGCGUGUUUGUGUAUAAGCUUAUCGUUUCUGCCCAAAGGUCAAAAGUGGCUGUCGUUAGUCAUCUAUCUGAGCGGCAAGUUCAGCAUCACAGUGGCGUAUAGUUCUGUCUACAUUUACGUGUCUGAAGUAUUCCCGACCAACGUCAGACAAUCCUUGUUGGCGGUCUGCUCGUCCUUGGGCAGGGUUGGGUCGACUUUGGCACCGUUAACACAGUUGCUGGCACAGCCCACCAUAUUCUUCGGGAGCCUGGCGCUGGCAGCCAGUGUCCUGGUCUUCACGCUUCCAGAGACCAUCAACUGUCCUCUACCUGACACCAUCGAAGAAGCCGAGCAGUUAUCCAAAAGAAAGGUCCAACAAGAAGAACCAUAGUUCAAAUGGUUUCUCAUAAACGCCUUCUCAAUUUGACUUAGCUAAAUCACAGAGCGGCCAAAUGCAUAUUGAUAUUUUUGAUAACUGCAUCGUAACAAUAUUUCAGAUCAUCAUUUUGAUCGACUUUGUAUUUUUAUCACAUGACAUCACAAUGAAAAGACAUUACUUACAUUAUUUAAUAUUACUACAUAGCAUACGUGAACUUUUGUUACCUAGCUCAGCUUCGCAAAAAUAUUUUUAAAGGAUGACAAUUUUAUAAAAUAAUCUUUAUAUUAUUUUCAAGCAUGCUGUAGGUAACACUCGUAUUUAAAAAAAGUUUAUUCAUAAUUACUUAUUUAUACUUUCUGUAUUUUUGCACUGAGUAUGUAUAAAUGAGCACAUGUUGAAAUAAAAUGUAUUGUGUAUAAUG